Messenger RNA from Colletotrichum truncatum, 1053 nucleotides. Its product is annotated as CMGC ck2 protein kinase. Gene Ontology annotation, molecular function: protein serine/threonine kinase activity; ATP binding. Gene Ontology annotation, cellular component: protein kinase CK2 complex; cytosol; nucleus. The record is from RefSeq and is a predicted model, not a curated record. Gene Ontology annotation, biological process: peptidyl-serine phosphorylation; regulation of transcription by RNA polymerase III; DNA damage response. NCBI's taxonomy places the organism in Eukaryota, Fungi, Ascomycota, Sordariomycetes, Glomerellales, Glomerellaceae.
AUGGCGCGGGUCUACGCAGAUGUUAACCAGAACAUGCCCCGCAGUUACUGGGACUACGAUAGCGUGAACAUAAGCUGGGGUGUACUCGAGAACUACGAAGUUGUGAGGAAAAUCGGUCGUGGAAAGUACUCGGAAGUCUUCGAAGGCAUCAACGUCGUCAACUAUCAGAAAUGCGUCAUCAAGGUCCUGAAGCCUGUUAAGAAGAAGAAGAUCAAGCGUGAAAUCAAGAUUUUGCAGAACCUUGCCGGCGGCCCCAACGUUAUCGCGCUGCUGGAUGUGGUUAGAGAUUCACAAAGCAAGACACCAUCUCUCAUCUUCGAACAUGUCAAUAAUACCGACUUCCGAAGUCUCUACCCCAAGUUUAACGAUCUCGAUGUUCGUUACUACAUCAACGAGCUUCUCAAGGCUCUGGACUUCUGCCACAGCAAGGGCAUCAUGCACCGCGACGUCAAGCCUCACAACGUUAUGAUCGAUCAUGAGAACCGGAAGGCAAGUGUAUCUCCCAAAAGAGACCAGUUGCGACUCAUUGAUUGGGGUUUGGCCGAAUUUUACCACCAAGGCACUGAAUACAACGUGCGCGUUGCUUCCCGCUACUUCAAGGGUCCCGAACUCUUGGUCGAUUUCCAGGAGUACGACUACAGUCUGGACAUGUGGAGUCUGGGUGCCAUGUUCGCUUCGAUGAUUUUCCGUAAGGAGCCUUUCUUCCACGGUAACAGCAAUUCGGACCAGCUCGUCAAGAUUGCCAAGGUCCUCGGUACGGACGACCUCUUUGAUUACCUUGACAAGUACGAGAUUGAACUCGACGCUCAGUACGACGACAUUCUGGGCCGCUUCCAGAAGAAGCCCUGGCACUCCUUUGUUACCGCCGAGAACCAGCGAUUUGUCUCUAAUGAAGCAAUCGACUUCUUGGACAAGCUUCUUAGAUAUGACCACCAGGAACGCCUUACUGCAAAGGAGGCUCAGGCACACCCCUACUUCAACCCUGUCCGGGACCCUGAGGUCUUCAAGCAGAAUCUGGCUCAGCAAAGCACGUCUGGCGUACCUAGCAACUGA